AUGGACGACGAAACAGUGUGUGAGUUAUUUCUUGAAGCUGAUAAAAUUUUGAGUGGUAGUACUGGGAUACAAACAAAAAUUAACAACUCGCCAGAAUAUCGUGAAUAUUGCCCCAAUAAUAAACCAUGCUCAAAUAGGGCUGAAAGUAUUGGUGCCUUGAGCAUGUAUUUGUUUACAAAUUUUUACAAUCAAGAAAGCGGUUAUUAUGAACAUUUUAUGAUGUGGUUAGCUCAUAAUUUAUUUAAGAUAGCUAAAAACAGAAAAAAUGCCGACGUCAAUAAAAUUACUUUAAGUUCGGCUUAUGAAAAAUAUUUAGAGACAUCUAUGGGGAAUUUUAGACAAUGGGAUAUUUUAAAUGAUGUAAGAGGUGUGAAAGAUACUAAUCUUAGGUAUAUGAAUGAAUUGUAUACGUUACUUAAACAUAUAUGCAAUAUAAUUUCAUAUUAUAAUAAUAAUAAUGAAAAACAUAAGAAAAUUUAUACGUAUUCUGUCAAGUGUCUUAAUCAAUAUAGAAAAAUUUACAAGGCCUUUUCUAAACAUGAUUCACAGCUACAUCUAUUGGACAAAUUAAAAAAAAUAUAUGACGACUUUAGAACUUUGGCUAUUGAGAAUGAUAUUGAUAAAAAAAAUAAGAUAGAACGUCGUCUUCUAGAACUUACAAAAAUGAAUGAAAAAAUUUCACAUUCUACGGAAAAUUUAAAAAUAUUUGACUUUGAUGAUCCAAAUGAUCAAUUGGAAGAUGAGGAUAUAUCCGAAAUUCCGGAGGAAAACAACACUCAAGAGGAGCAAAAAGAUCAUAAAACCGAAGAGAAGAAUAUUGUAGAACCCACCAAACUACAAAAUACAGUGGAUCAAAGAUCAAUCCAAAGAGAGGAACAAUCAGUUUCAGAAGGUGCAUCAAAAAUUUCAGGAAAUGAACCAGAAAAUAAUGGAAAAUUUCAAGGAAUUUCUAUAGAAACAACAAAAGAAAUUUUGUCACCGAAAACAAAAGAUCAAGCACUAUCUCAAGAACUACCUCAAUUAGAACCGAAAUUACAGCCACCAUCACCAGAACCAGAACCGCAACCACAACCACAACCACAACCACAUUCAGAAUCACCACCAUUACCACAACCACGGCCAGAAUCACCAACACAGACAGAAUCAUCAACACAUCCAGAACCACCAACACACCCAGAACCACAACCACAGACAGAAUCACCAACACAGUUAGAAUCACAACCACAGACAGAAUCACCAACACAGUUAGAAUCACAACUACAGAUAGAAUCACAGCUGGGGCAAGAGCCAGGACCAGAACCUCAGCUAGAAUCACAACCAGUACCACAAACAAUAUCACAGCCAGGGUUGCAAACUAUAGAGAAUGUGGAACAACCUGCAUCUACACAAGAAAACUCAUUGACGAGCUAUGAAACUAUAAAAAAAAUCACACAAACGAAUGUUUUAUAUGAUUUCUAUAAACUGCAUGUUUCAUCUUUUUAUAAAAACCUUACUAAAUAUGGAAAUCGUUUAUAUGAAAGUGCAUCAACUAGCUUAACAAAGGGUUAUUCUGUAUUUAAUAAUGUUGCUAAUGAUUUAAUUACUCAAUCAAAUAAAGUAACUGUUACAUUACCAUCAGUUGAUAAUAGCAUUCAACUAGAAGAUUCGGAAGAUGAUUUACCUUCAUCUGAUAGUCCAUCAGAAAUGUCCUUAUCUUCAUCGACAGAAUCUAUUGACAAAAAAACUGAUGAGAAUCAUGGAAAACAACAUGAAGGUGGAAGCCCAGAAACAAAUCCUGAAGGUGUAAGCCAAGAAAAAGAACCUGAAAGUGGAAGCCAAGAAAUAAAUUCUGAAGGUGGAAUCCACGAAACAAAUCGUGAAGAUAAAAACCACGAAACAAUUUUUGAAGGUGAAACCCAUGAAAAAGAUCUUGAAGACAAAGUGAAAAUAAGUGAAACUGAACAAUUAACACCAAUUCUAGUUCCUAAAGAGUCCUCAAAGGAUUCUAUCAAUAUAACAUAUUAUCAAGAAACUGGGAAACUUCCUUCGGAAAUCAACGUACAAAGAGACAUAUCUGAAAUAAAGGUACAAAAUGGUAUAUUUGAAAAAGGAUUUCCAGUAAAUUUAUUUAAAGAAAGCAAAUUAAUUUUAUAUUCAUUUAUAGUUAUUGCAAUACUCGUUAUGUUAGCAGUUAUGUAUAAGUGUUUAGGAUUUGGGCGGAGAAAAAAGGAGAAAAAAAAAAAAAAAAUGAAAAAGAUCAGAAAAUUGUGUGAUGAAAAUAAUACCGAAAAGUUGAAAUGCAUUCAUCGAAAAUAG
Plasmodium yoelii is the source of this 2295-nucleotide messenger RNA. RefSeq names its product PIR protein. The transcript has 3 exons. Lineage: Eukaryota; Apicomplexa; Aconoidasida; Haemosporida; Plasmodiidae. The coding region runs from base 1 to 2295 and encodes 764 amino acids. The record is from RefSeq and is a predicted model, not a curated record.